AAGCCGCCACGUGUUGCCCUACCUGGCAACCCAGCAAACGAGCGAUGGCGUUCCUCCGUCAUCAUCUUCUCCAGAAGAUUUUCCCUUCUCGUUCACAGCCUCGAUACCCUCACUCUCUCUCCCUCUAAACUUUCUCUCUCCUCCCCAUUUUCUAAUCCUUCCCCAGCACUUAUAUAUUCCGAUACGUAAUUUUAUAUCGUAGACCCUCUCUUGUCUACUGCCACGAUACAGAUCGUAACCUGCUUAGAAAACCCGCAACGGGGAAAAAAAAAUUCCAAAAAAGAUUCGGUCUUGAGGUACUCAUGAUUGGCUAGGGUUGUGUGGAUUUGAGUUUGUGUUCAUUUGUUAGGUUUUCGUGGAUUGAAAACCACAUCCGCAUUUCAGGUAAGAUUUUGUAAUUCUACAUUUGGAAUCUGGUUGAUUUCGGUAUCGUAAUUUGGAAUCUGGAUCAGGAGAUUAGGGUUUGUAUAGGUAGUGUUUUCGUGCUGGAUUCAAGGGAUUGAGUAAUACUCGAUGCUUAUGUAAGUAGUAGAUACAUCAAAUCGGAGCAGCUAAUAAGGAGUUGAUUUGAUGAUUGUUUUUGGAAAUGGAUAGAUUUUUGGCAAUGUUUUAUGGGAUGGCCAAUGGAGAACCAAUCAAUAAUGUGAUCGAAAAUGGUGAGAGGACUGGUUAUGGUACUUGUUAUUGAGGUAAUGGAAGUUUUAAGCUAUUAGUGACUUGAGAGAUUCUCAUGUGUCAUAUAUUAGUUGCGAUUCGAGACCCGAAUUGAGCAGCCGAGCGAUACAAUCAGCUGGUUGUGUGUUCGAUGGACAGCCCUACUGCUACCCCUGGAUCACUCCCUAGUUCUAAUGAUGAGAACCCGCGUGUAAAGUUCUUGUGUAGUUUCUCCGGUAGUAUUUUGCCACGUCCCCAAGAUGGGAAGCUGAGGUAUGUGGGUGGUGAAACGCGAAUCGUGAGUGUGCCACGCGACAUUAGUUAUGAGGAGCUGAUGGCAAAAAUGAGGGAGCUUUACGAUGGAGCGGCUGUGUUGAAGUAUCAACAGCCUGAUGAGGAUCUUGAUGCUUUGGUGUCUGUUGUGAAUGAUGAUGAUGUGACCAAUAUGAUGGAGGAGUAUGAUAAGGUGGGUUCUGGAGACGGGUUCACUAGGCUCAGGAUCUUUUUGUUUUCAAAUCCCGACCAAGAUGGCUCUUCCCAUUUUGGUGAUGGGGCUGAAAGGGAUACGGAGAGGAGGUACGUGGAUGCUCUGAACAGCCUUAAUGAAUCGACAGACUUUAGGAUGCAGCUGGCUAGCGAAUCGAUGGCUGAUGAUAUGCAUGCUGCAGAGCAGUACCUUAACCAGAUAAGUCUCGAGAGUAGCCUUCAUAACCAGAGGAAUUACGACAUACCUAUGUCGCAGUUUAACUUGAGGCAACUCACGAUACCUCAUAUGGGAACAGGACAACACCAACAAAUGGAGCCUCCUUGGAGUCCUGCAUACUACUCCCCUCGGCAUCCUGGUAACCAUGAUCCAAGAACAGCAGUGGAGUUUCCAACUUCACCCUCUUCUGCUAGGCACCAUGCACCUUAUGGGGAGUUCUUGGACAAAGGUUUGGACAGAAUGCCUGAGGAAUACGGACGGCAACAAAUAAAUCGUCAAUCCCCAUAUGACAACCAGCCACAUUUUUCUGAUAACGAAGUAUGGUUGCCAACUGGGGCGACACCAGUUGACAGAUCUGGUUUCCCGGGUAACAUACUUCAUGGAAAUCCGGCUGUAUAUGAUGGAAAUAGCAUCUGUGAGCAUUGUCGUGUGACUUUCCAAAGAAAUCAACAGUAUCACGAUUCCUCUUGGAAGCACGGAGAACCACAUUUGGAGCUGCCCAACAAUGGAUUUCACCAGGUCGCUAGUCCAUGCGCCGAGUGCCUUCCGAAUCGGGAAACCUUUGUGUUGAAUACAGACCCAAAAUUUCACCACGGGUUCCACCCCAGAGAGCAAAAUUAUCCUCGGCCAAUUUAUAAUGAGACUCAUAAUCAUGAAAGAGGAUGGAUUCUGCAGCCUCAGGCAAUUCCUCGCCCUGAUGAGCCAAGGUCUCAUGUUCCUGUAUCUGUGAGAUUGAAUGAUCACUACAUAGUUGAUGGUAUCCCUAUUACGCCGGACAGUAUUUCAGAAGGCCUUCAUCAUGUGGCCCCUAAUUAUGUGCAUCCAGAAGACCCACGGUAUGUGAGAUCUGGAGCUCAAUUGGGUACUGAAGUGUUUCAUGACCAAGCUUUCGUUUCUGGAUCUCACAUCCACCAUAUUCCUUCUGUUGAUGACCGUGGGGCUAGGCACGGGAAUUUGCCUUAUGGUUACGGAGCAGAUAAUCAUUACCAUGUGCCAAAUGUACAUGCACCAGCACCAGGACAUACUUUAUGGAGACAUGCUCAUCACCCAAUACAAGCGGGUCCCUCAUAUGAAGUAUCCGCUUCGCCUCAGCUAGCAAAUGGUAUGGUUACUGCAGGAUCUGUCAGGGGUACAUUGGAUGCUAGUCCGAGGUUGUGUAUUGGAGCAGACAAUCAAAAUCCUUGGGUUGAGUCCUCACACAAAAUGGCGGGUUUUGAUGGGGCUGCUGUCCCAGGCAAUUCUUAUGGCAAUGCCUUAAAAUUGAACCCUUAUGCAUAUACUCAGGAAAAUCAGCACCCACUUUCUGCAGAAAAUGUUCAAUUCCCAACUGACGUGUUAAAUUUAGCCACUCCUACAGAAAUUGUGCAGUUAUUGGGUUCACCAUCGAAUUUCGUGAAUGGCAACCUGGUUUCAUUGCCAAGUUCUGGUCCGGAUUUGAGAAAUGAUUUGCAUGUUAUAGAAUCAGCAACGGUGGUGGAGAAAGGUACCAGUGGAGAAGGAAAAGAGACAAAUCAUGCUGACGAAAUCAAAGAUUGUAAAACACAGAGCACCUCUGUUCUAGAGAAAAACAAGAAUGUAGAUGUGGUGUUGCCUCCUGAGUCUAUCCUUUCUAAUGGCUUAAGACCUUCUGAAAACUGCGGUGACAUUGUUAAACCAGAUGAAAAUGGUUCUUGUGCUCCUCUUGAAGAUAAGGAACUCUCUGACCGAUUGAGUUUCUUACCUGAGUUGAUUGCAUCUGUAAAGAAGGCAGCACUAGAAGGUGUUGAGGAUGUGAAAGCUAGGGUUCAAGAAGAUGCUAAUCCUCCUGAAAAUGAAAUGGACCCUGCGGAUGUGCAUGGGGAUCUAGAGUUGGAUUCUGACAAUGACAAUCCAAACAAUUCAAAGAUUGAGCCAUCUAAGGCUGAGGCCGAAGCCAUUGCUAGGGGAUUACAGACCAUUAAAAAUGACGAUGUUGAGGAGAUUAGAGAACUAGGUUCAGGUACUUAUGGUGCCGUGUAUUAUGGGAAGUGGAAGGGUUCGGAUGUGGCGAUAAAGAGAAUCAAAGCCAGCUGCUUUGCUGGGAGACCUUCUGAGAGAGAGCGACUGAUUGCAGACUUUUGGAAGGAGGCUUUGAUAUUAAGCUCACUACAUCAUCCAAAUGUUGUUUCUUUCUAUGGUAUAGUUCGUGAUGGUCCUGAUGGAUCUUUAGCAACUGUGACAGAAUUCAUGGUAAACGGAUCUUUGAAACAGUUUCUACGGAAAAAGGACAGGACAAUUGAUCGUCGUAAGAGACUCAUCAUAGCUAUGGAUGCUGCAUUUGGAAUGGAGUAUUUGCAUGCAAAGAAUAUCGUGCAUUUUGAUUUGAAAUGUGAAAAUUUGUUAGUAAAUAUGAGAGAUCCACAUCGGCCAGUGUGCAAGAUUGGUGACCUUGGCUUAUCAAAGGUGAAACAACACACAUUAGUAUCAGGGGGCGUUCGAGGAACUUUACCCUGGAUGGCACCUGAACUUCUCAGCGGAAAGAGUAACAUGGUAACAGAAAAGAUUGAUGUCUACUCAUUCGGGAUUGUCAUGUGGGAAUUGCUCACUGGAGAUGAACCGUACACAGAUUUGCAUUGUGCUUCUAUAAUUGGAGGAAUUGUGAACAACUCUCUGCGCCCUGAAAUUCCAACAUGGUGUGAUCCUGAAUGGAAGGCAUUGAUGGAAAGCUGUUGGGCCUCUGAUCCAGCUGAGAGGCCAUCGUUCUCAGAAAUCUCUCAGAGGUUGAGAAAUAUGGCUGCAGCAAUCAAUGUGAAAUGAUGCUGAUCUCCGAGCAAUCAAUUUCUCUUACUUGCCUGAAGGCUAGUAAUGCGUUUUCUGCCCUCAUUUUCUCCACUUCCUUUUAUUAUUGGCAUGGAAAGGUAUAUUUAUCUUAAUGAAGUGCAAUCAUAUGCGCUCUGAACUCGAUGUUUCAAUGAUAACUACUCUAUACCCUGAGGAGAACUACGAUGGCAUACCGAGAAUGUUGCUUAUUAUUUUUGGAUAUGGUGGUACAGUUUCUUCCUCAUAUGGGUGUCUUUUAUUAUCUGCCCUUGAAGUGGUACUGACCAGCUAUGAGAGAAUAUGUAUAUAAGUUGAAUGGUAUUGGUAUUCCUAGAUGAUGCAUUAUCCCGAUACAGACGUCGGACCUACUAUUUGUUAUACCUCGAUUUUCUUUAUGUAUUACUGCGAUUUUACACAGUUUCUUCCCUUGGAACAUUAGUAUAUGUUCAUAGUGAACCUGGUUCCAGAGAUGUAUAAAGUGAUACUACUAUUUUGUAGAAUUUCAGGAAAUUAUCGUUCGGGAUU
Molecule: messenger RNA, 4660 nt
Organism: Rhododendron vialii
Lineage: Eukaryota; Viridiplantae; Streptophyta; Magnoliopsida; Ericales; Ericaceae
Exons: 10
Coding region: 806-4132 (1108 amino acids)
Biological process (GO): protein phosphorylation; signal transduction
Cellular component (GO): cytoplasm
Molecular function (GO): protein binding; protein kinase activity; ATP binding
Source: RefSeq, a predicted model, not a curated record